AUGGCACCCGUCUAUCACGGCCAAUGGUCAUUCCACGUAGACACGUUCUACGUCACUUCCUCUUGCGGUCAUGUUCACCCACGCGCCACAUACUCCGAGCUAGAUACCAUUUUCAGUGCACCGUUGGGUGACAGAAGGAACAGAGCCGAUCAUCAAGACCACUGGUACGAGGCACAACUUCUCCAUUUUGGGCUGCCGCCGACAAAAGGCAAAGCGACAGCCAAGAUGAGAUUGAUGGAUGCCUUUCAAGACGGAAUACUAGAGGUUCCGGCGGAGAUACUCCAAAUGGAAGCAACGCUAGCAAGGAACUGGAUCCAACAGGACCUGGAGGCCCGCCUUUUGGGUCCUUCGAUGCGAACUCCAAUCGAUCCUGCCAUUGCGGAAGCUACGGCGACUGAUACCACUGGAUUUGGUACCACUCAGAGGCCAUCGGUUGACGAGGAGGGAAAGGCAUUCGGUGCAGGUGCGACUGGAGGAGCCGGUGUGCAAGGCAAAAUGCGAUCUCAACGGAACAAGAUGCAACCGCCUCAUACUUACCAAAAGAGAAGGAAACACAGCAAUGGAGAGUCAUCGGCCCGCCCUAUGAAAAGUGCCAGAUAUCGUGAUCAAACUGGCGGACCUGGCUUGCAAGUACAGAUCCACGCCAAUUCAAACAAUGAGAACCUCUACCAGACAUCAACUGUUAUUCCAAAAUUAGUCGGAAACAGACGCGGACACCCGGCUUUGCACAGAGAGUUGCAACAAAUUGGAUACCAGACUGUGCCUUUAUUACACCAGACUAUCUCCGGAACAGUGAGCAUGUUCUUUCCAGUGCCAGAAACGAAGUAUCACCAUCUCUAA
Molecule: messenger RNA, 840 nt
Organism: Penicillium digitatum Pd1
Lineage: Eukaryota; Fungi; Ascomycota; Eurotiomycetes; Eurotiales; Aspergillaceae
Product: Actin-interacting protein 1
Source: RefSeq, a predicted model, not a curated record